CGUAGAAUGGGGUUCGAUGUCAGCUUGCCACUGUUCAAUAAACAGCACCCUCAAAUCCCAAGAACUUAUGGUUGUGAAGACUGUUUAUUUCCAAUUGAGAGAAAAUACAGAUUGGCUUUUAAAGGAAAAAGAUAUCUCUUUGGUAUUGGCAGUGAAGUAAGAGAUAUGUUACACCUUCUGCAUAAUGACAAGGAUAUAAUCCUGCUGACUACAUGUAAACAUGGCAAGAACUGGCAGGAUUUUGCCGAUACACAUUGCUUUAGGGACAAUAAGCUUUAUGAAAGGUAUGACUACCAAGAACUUUUAUAUAAUGCCACUUUCUGUUUGGUGCCAAGAGGUAGAAGACUAGGCUCAUUUCGCUUUCUGGAGUCUCUUCAAGCUGGUUGCAUUCCCGUUGUCAUGAGUGAUGGCUGGGAGCUCCCCUUUUCAUCUGUGAUAGAUUGGAGCAGAGCUGCUAUUUGCAUAAAUGAAAAAUCACUGCUGCAAGUUCCAAGCAUCUUGAGGUCGUUCAGUUAUGAAAAGAUUCUCAGCAUGAGACAGCAAUGCCUGUUUUUGUAUUUCGCCUACUUCUCCUCAAUUCAUCAAAUUGUCAGUACAACAAUCAAGAUUGUUCAUGAUCAUGUUGAACCUCACAAUGCUCACACAUAUCAUAUGUGGAAUCAUCCACCUGGAGCAUUGAGUGUCCACACCAGAUUCUCAAACCAGCUUGUCCAUUUUCCAUUUUAUUAUGAUUUAUUUGGAAUCAAGCCUCUCGAAAAGUUCACUGCCAUCAUUCUUGUAGCUGCGGUAGAAAGGACAAGGUCUGGGAAGCUUUUUAAACUUAUAAAGAAAAUAAACCUGUCAGAAUAUGUUCACCAGAAUUUUCAGUGA
Molecule: messenger RNA, 870 nt
Organism: Rhopilema esculentum
Lineage: Eukaryota; Metazoa; Cnidaria; Scyphozoa; Rhizostomeae; Rhizostomatidae
Source: RefSeq, a predicted model, not a curated record